GAUGAUCCAGCGUUCUGUAGGACCAGAGCAAUCCUGGAAAGGAGUUCCGAUGUGACUUUACUUCUUUUUUGAUUUUUCGGAUGUGCUGGAGAUGUCCGGCUUUCAGGAUCUUUCGGAUUUUCCUGAGGAGGUCCAGCAGCUUUCAGUCAGUAAAGAAGAGGCUCCCUCAGAGCAGAAAGAAAUGAACUCCAGUCUGGACCUGGAGAUUAGCGAGCCUCUACACAUUAAAGAGGAACCAGAAGAACUGUGGAGCAGUCAGGAGGGAGAGCAGCCUCUAAAACUAAAGGAGACGGAGACUGUCCAGUUCACGUUUCUCCCUGGUGCUAGGGAGAGUGAAGUGGAUGAAGAGAAACCUCAGAACUCACAGCUUCAUCAAAGACAAACAGAAGGAAUGGAAACAGAAGCCAAUAAAGAGGACUGUGGAGGAGCAGACACAGCCAGGGAUUUUGACUCGGUGGGGCAUUCACAGUCAGUGACUGAGGUUAAGAAUGAAGAUAAUUCUGAAGCUGAGACAGAUGACAGUGCUGACUGGGAUGAGACACCAGAACACCAAUCAGGUACAAACUCAGAGGUAAACAUUGAAAAUAAGUUAGCAGAUACCAACAAGAAAUCACACAGCUGCUCUGCGUGUGGGAAAAGAUUCAACCAAAAACAUCAUGUGAAAAAUCACAUGAGAAUUCAUACAGGAGAGAAACCCUUCAACUGCUCUGUAUGCAGCAAAAGAUUCAGCCAAAAGAGUCAUUUGAUAGAUCAUAUGAGAAUUCACACAGGGGAGAAACCCUACAAAUGCUCUGAGUGUGGAAAGAGAUUUAUCCUUAAAGGUCAUCUGACGCAACAUUUAAGAACACAUACAAGAGAGAAACCCUUUGGCUGCCCUGAGUGUGGCAAAAAAUUUACCCAACUAGGAAGUAUGAACAAACACAUGAGAAUCCACUCAGAGGAAAACCCCUUUGGUUGUCCUGAGUGUGGUAAAGGAUUUAGCCAACAGAGUAAUCUCACAGAUCAUAUGAGAACUCACACUGGAGAGAAACCCUUCAGCUGCUCAGAGUGUGGUAAAAGUUUUAACCAAAAAGGUAAUCUGGCCCAGCAUAUGAGGCAUCACACAGGAGAGAAACCCUUCAGCUGUUCUGAGUGUGGUGAAAGAUUUAAUUUCAAAGUUUGUAUGACAGCUCAUAUGGCAAAUCACACUGGAGAGAAACCCUUCAGCUGCUCUUACUGUGAUAAAAGGUUUAACAGAAAGUCUUACCUGACAAUUCACUUGGCAAAUCACAGAGGAGAGAAACCCUUCCACUGCAGUGUUUGUGACCAACGGUUUGCUUGGCGGUCUCAGUUAAGAAUUCACAAAUGUGAUGGUGAUCAAGCUUCAGAGUCUCAUCAAAACCAAGCAACAGAGAGAAGAGAGGCAGAAACAGAAGAUGAUGGAGAGGACUGUGUUGGAUCAGAAGCAGCCAAGAACCCAGAUCCAGAGAGACAUUUACAACCAGAGACUGAGGUCACGAUUGAGGAGUCUUCUGCACCUGACACUGAAGAUACUGAUGAUUUGGAGUACACAAGAAAACAUUAG
This is a messenger RNA of Cheilinus undulatus (humphead wrasse), 1564 nucleotides long. Its product is annotated as zinc finger protein OZF-like. The record is from RefSeq and is a predicted model, not a curated record. Lineage: Eukaryota; Metazoa; Chordata; Actinopteri; Labriformes; Labridae. Gene Ontology annotation, molecular function: DNA-binding transcription factor activity; RNA polymerase II cis-regulatory region sequence-specific DNA binding. Bases 92 to 1564 code for a protein of 490 amino acids. The transcript has 2 exons. Gene Ontology annotation, biological process: regulation of transcription by RNA polymerase II.